AUGUCCAGUCACAUGCAGUGCCUUCAGUGUUUGGACAUUUUUCACAUUGACCUCAACAUCUGGAGCAAACAGCUGCUGCCGGCUUCAUCCAAACUAAAUGGGCGUCCUUUUGGAUUAUACAUUUUGGAGAUUACUAUAUUCACAGCCAUUCUUUUACUCCUUUUAGCAUCUACUACAUAUCAUCCACUUAAAAAUUAUAUAGGAAAAUGGAACGAAAUGAGACCAAUUCCAGGAAUGCCGGGCGCUUAUCCAAUCAUUGGCAAUGCACUGCAGUUUAAAGCCAAUGCAGGCGAUUUUUUCAACCAGAUUAUUGAGGGCACAAAUGAAAACAGACACCUUCCUCUAGCAAAGGUUUGGGUGGGUCCAGUCCCCUUUCUGAUCUUGUAUCACGCAGAAAAUAUUGAGGUGGUCCUCAACAAUUCCAGACACCUUGACAAGUCAUACUCAUACAGGUUCCUGCACCCCUGGCUCUGCACAGGCCUGCUCACCAGCACAGGGGAGAAAUGGUGUAACUGGCGGAAAAUGCUGACUCCAACCUUCCACUUCUCCAUCCUCUCCAACUUCCUGGAGGUGAUGAAUGAACAAACCGAUAUUUUGAUAUAAAAGAUGCAGGAGCACACGGACAGAGAGAAAUUAUGUUUUAGUUUGAUGUAAUUUUGUGCUUUGGACAUUAUAUGUGAAACUGAAAUGGGAAAGAAGAUAUAUGCUCAGAGCAAUUCUGACUUUGAGUAUGUCCAAAGUGUCUAUAAGAUGAGUGACAUCAUCACCAAGAGACAGAGAGCACCAUGGCUGUGGCCAGACUGGAUCUAUAACAAGUUAGAGGAAGGCAAAGAACAUUACAGAAGACUGAAGAUUCUCCAUUCCUUCACUGCAAGUGUGAUCAUCAAGUAAAGAGCAAAGUUCACAAGCUCUGAACCUGACAGUGAUUCUGACCAGGGGCCUAGGAAAAGACAGGCCUUCUUAGAUAUGCUGUUAAAAACUGCUUAUGAGGAUGGACAGAAUGCGAGUCAUGAGGACAUUCAGGAGGAAGUGGACACCUUCAUGUUUGAGGGUCAUGAUACUACUGCAGCUUCAAUGAACUGGGCUUUACAUCUGAUUGGCUCCCACCCUGAGGUUCAGAAGGCAGUGCAGGCAGAACUAUGGGAAGUGUUUGGUUCGUGAGACCACCAUGUGGGGGUUGAGGACCUGAAAAGGCUGCGCUACCUGGAGUGUGUCAUCAAGGAGAGUCUGCGGAUCUUCCCCUCCGUGCCUCUGUUUGCACGCAGCAUCUGCGAGACCUGUCAGAUCAAUGGGUUGAAGGUCCCAAAAGGAGUGAAUGCUGUCAUCAUACCAUAUGCUCUUCACCGGGACCCGCGCUACAUUCCAGAACCUGAGAAAUUUAGACCGGAAAGGUUUUUGCCAGAGAAAAGCAAAGGGAGGCAUCCAUAUGCGUACAUCCCUUUUUCUGCAGGGCCAAGAAACUGCAUCGGCCAGCGCUUCGCCAUGAUGGAGGAGAAGGUUUUUCUUGCUAUGAUCUUGCGUCACUUUGACGUAGAGGCAUGUCAGAGCCGUGAGGAACUGCGGCCUCUGGGGGAACUCAUUCUGCGUCCCGAGAAAGGCAUUUGGAUUAAACUACAAAGUAACUCUCACCCCCAUUAAACCUUAAGGUAGCUUUAGUUCUCAAAUCACUGACGUGCUAGAGAGUUGUUGUGCUGCUAAGAACAAAUUCAAA
This is a messenger RNA of Cyprinus carpio (common carp), 1711 nucleotides long. It is a transcript of the gene cyp4v2b, whose product is annotated as cytochrome P450 4V2. Lineage: Eukaryota; Metazoa; Chordata; Actinopteri; Cypriniformes; Cyprinidae. The record is from RefSeq and is a predicted model, not a curated record. Gene Ontology annotation, molecular function: heme binding; monooxygenase activity; iron ion binding.